Molecule: messenger RNA, 6213 nt
Organism: Fusarium tjaetaba
Lineage: Eukaryota; Fungi; Ascomycota; Sordariomycetes; Hypocreales; Nectriaceae
Product: myosin
Exons: 2
Coding region: 1-6213 (2070 amino acids)
Biological process (GO): mRNA export from nucleus; protein import into nucleus
Cellular component (GO): nuclear pore
Molecular function (GO): structural constituent of nuclear pore
Source: RefSeq, a predicted model, not a curated record
AUGGCGGCCGCAGACGUGGACAUUGGCUACGUCGCAGGCCACCUCGGCCUCGACCAGCCCGUUAUCGCGUCUCUGACGACAGAACCGACCAUUGAGCUCGUCAACAUUGUUCUGCAGGCUGUUGCAGCCAAAGCGCACGAGUUUGAUACCCUCUAUGCCGAAAAGCUCCAGACCGACAUUGAACUGGAGAACGCGGUGCGCAGCUCUGAAACGCGAUCGCAAACUUUCAAAGCUACUGCGGACAAGGCCCUCAAAGACGUUGAAGAGGCUAGACAACAGCUCAAGGACGAAGAAACGAAGCGACAAUCUCUCGAGAACGAACUUCAAGUUUUCAAAUCUAAGAAAUCGGAUUAUGAUGCCGAGAUCAAGGCCCUCAAUGACAAGAUUGAGACCCUUCAAUCUUCGAACCGAACCAACUUGAGCAUUAUUGAAUCCAAUAACAAGCGCGAUCAGACUAUCACGGAAGAACUCACAAAGCAACACCAGCGCAAUGUUGAGCUUUCUCGCGAGAUCACUGCACUGCAGCAAUCGGAGCAGAACGCGCGGGGCCAACUCAAUAGUGCCAAGUACCGAGAAGAAUCCUUACAACAACAGCUCGAUCUUGCCCGAAAGAACAGCGAAUGGCUAGAGAACGAACUCAAGACAAAGAGCGAGGAGGGCCUCAAGUACCGAAAGGAAAAGGGCUCCCGUAUUGCCGAGCUCCAGCGACAAAAUGAAGACAUUCAAUCUCAGGUUGACUCUCUCAAGAGAACAGAGCAACAGCUCCGCGAUCGACUCGAUGCCAUGCAAGCCAAGGCGGAUGAAGCUUUGGUGAAGGUCCAGAACCAGGAGGGAACCUUUGCGCAGACAAUCGAGAGUUAUAAGCAUGAGCUUGAAGCUCAGAAACGUUUGGUUGAGAUGUCUAACCAGCUGAGCAAGAAACACCAAGAACGAGUGCAAGAUCUUGAACGCGAAAAGGAGCGACUUCGCGAUAACUACGAGGACGAGCUCCGACGCGUUCGAACCGAGCUUGAGCAAGAGCGCCAGACCACGAGUGAAAUGGAGGAACGCAUUAAUCAACUUCAGUCCGAAAUUGACGAGCUUCAGGCUCGUAUGGAGCAGCACGCACCACCACCCGAGUCUGCACCAGAAACUCCCCGUGCCAACGGCUCCUUGAUGCGACCUUCCUCCCCUUUCACACCGUCUAUGCGAGGCAAGGGUGCGAUAACCACCACACAGGCCCUUGACCAGCUGUACCAAGUCAAGGGUCAACUUGCUACUGAAAAGCGUCGCAACGCUCAGCUCUCCGAGGAGCUCGACAAUAUGAUGACUGCUCUAGAAGCAAAGGCCCCCGAGAUCCAGGAUCUUCAAACUGAAGCUGAACAGCUUCGUGAAGAGAUUACUCGAAUGUCAGAGUUGUCUCAAAACAGCUUUGAGGAACGAGACAAGGCAAAACGCGCAGCAAGGAAAGCAGAGAGCGCACUCGCAACUUCGCAGUCUGAAACAAAUAUUCUGCGCACUCAACUUCGAGAUCUUGGUACUCAAAUAAACAUGUUGUUAUUCCAGAUCCACGCCAUGGAGAAGGGUACGGACCAACUUACCGACGAAGAGACUUUCCGACUUCAACAACUACAGAAAGGAGAGAUUUCAGAGGAGGCGCUGUCAGAUAUGUCCGACACUCACCAAUUCAUUACACAGAAGCUGGUGGUGUUCAAGGAUAUUGAUUCUCUGCGGACCAAGAACGAAGACCUUCUUCGCAUUACUCGGGAGCUUGCCAAUCAACUCGAAAGCGAGGAAGCACUCGCAGAGAAGCACCAGGCCAAGCAAGACCACGACAUGGUUGAGAAGCUUCAGCAGGAACUUAGUCACAUGACCGAUGAGGCAAGAUCUAUCAAGAAGACAAUGGAGAGCUUCAAGACAGAGCGUGACAUGUUCCGGAGGCUUUUGCAGCAACGGGGUGUUCACGGCGAUGAAGCAUCUAUGAUGCGCAAUUCCAUUGCUGGUGGCGAGCCAUUACCCUUGGCCAGCAUUGAGGCAACUGAGCAAACCGAGGCUCUAAACGAGGCACUGCGCAAGCUUCAGUCUGAAUACGACAGCUACCGCGAGGCUCAGGACGGAGUUCGUAAGGAUUUGCGCGAUCAGAUAGAUGCUCUCUCAGCCGAACGGAACAGCCUACAGACCGACAAGGUUAAACUUCACGCCGAAGCCCGCCUUGAAUCUGAGAGGCGUGAAAUGUUACACACCAACUUCGUGGCACUCCAAAGUGAGAACCAUGAACUUCAAAAGCGAGCGCAGACCUUGUCUGAGACUGCUGCUAAGCAAGAUAUUCGGACGCAACAGGUUGCUGAAGAACUCAUUGAAGCCAGAGGUUUGCUUGAUAGCGUUCGUAACGAGACUGCGAACCUGAAGGCAGAGAAGAAGCUUUGGAAGGACAUUCAGGAUAGACUAAGCAAGGACAACGAGAACCUUAUCGAGGAGAAGAAUCGACUCAACAAUCUGUUAGCAACUCAGCAAUCGAUCGAGAAUGAGCGCAACAUGGCUGAUUCGGAAGCCCGACGCAAAGCGCAGGCCAAGAUUGAAAGCCUUGAGCAGAAACUGAGCGAUGCCCAGAGAAAGCUCACUUACGAAGCAGAGGAAACCAAAAAGUUGCAACUUAGGAAGGAGUUCGAGUCAAAGGAGUCACAGAAGCGAAUUGACGAACUCAUGGCAAGCCUGAGCCAGAUUCGUGAGGAUCAUGUCGCUGUUAAGACCAGCAGAGAUCACCUUCAGGCUCGCGUUGAUGAGCUGACGGUUGAGCUACGAAACGCUGAGGAACGAGCUGGAAGACUCCAACCCCGACCUACGCCCCGACCUGGAACUAUUGAGGUUAGCGAGCAACAGCAGCAACUCGAAAAUGAGAUCCAGGAUCUCAACGUCGAGAUCUCCGACCUGAAGCGAAAUUUGGACAUGGCCAAUACCCAUCUCGAGAACGCGAAGACCCAGGCUGAGCAGUUCAAAGAGCUCAGCCAGGCUAACGAAGAAGCGCUUGAGGAUCUACGGGGCUCACAGGAACAAUACAGACAAGAGAUGGAGGCCAUCAUUGAGGAGAAAGAUGCCAAAAUCAAGGAGCUUAGCCAGCGUGCAGAGGACCUAUCGGCGGAGUUGUCUCGCUCUAACACCGAGCUCUCUAGCCUACGUGACUCCCAGGGUGAGGUUGCACGACGAUAUGAGGAUGAGAAGUCCAUAUUACAAGAGGAGGUGAACCGACUGAAAGAGGAGAGCGCAAGGCACCUGGAGGCAACUCGCUUCCAUCAGCAAGACCUACGCGCUCAAGCUGAAAUUGCCUCCAAAGCCCAGCAAGACUACGAGCAGGAACUAGUGAAGCAUGCUGAGGCUGCUAAGCUUGUUCAGCAACUACGGACUGAAUACAAUACACUCAAGAGCGAGGCCGCAUCGCUCAAGUCAGAAGCGGACUCUGCUAAGGUUACCCUUGCUCAAAGCGAAAGCUCCUGGGAGGAACGUAGACAGCAGCUGGAGCAGGAGAUGGCAGAACUCAAGACUCGAAGAGAAGAUGUCAACUCCCAGAACAAGAUUCUUCACCAACAACUAGAAACCCUGUCUACACAAGUUGCCGCUCUUCAGCAGAAGCGAAGCGGCGGAGAAGAGGAGGACGAAAGAAUGUCGCCAGUUCCCAUGGGAGACGCCAGUGAAGGUCUCCGGGAACUCAACACUUACCUCCGAAGAGAGAAGGAGAUUCUCGAGGUUCAGUAUGAUCUCAAGGCUCAAGAGGCCAAGCGACUCCAGCAACAACUUGAGUAUACUCAGUCACAGCUAGACGAGGCACGUCUCAAGCUUGAUCAAGAACGCACACAGGCUGCCCAGAGUGGUCGCACUUCAAUGACACAUCAGGACCUCAUGGAGAAGCUCAAUGAGCUCAAUAUCUAUCGCGAAAGCAGUAUGACAUUGCGCAACGAGAAUCAGCAACUUAAGGACCAGAUCGGCGAGAAGAACAAGAAGAUUGAAGAGAUGGAGGCCCGUAUCCAACCCCUGGAGGCUGAAAUUGACACGCUCAAGACUCAGAAGUCUUUCCUCGAGGAUGAAAUCAAGCAAAUCCAGGAGGAUCGCGACCGAUGGCAGAAGCGCACUGAGGGCAUUCUGACCAAGUAUGGACGAGUUGACCCUGCUGAGAUGGAGCAGCUUAAGGAGAAGAUCACCGAGUUGGAAACUGAACGUGAUGCUUUGAAGCAAGGUGAAGAGCCCCUGAAGGCCAAGAUUACCGAACUCGAAACCUCCAUGGAAAGUGAGCGAAACAACUGGAGUACCACGCGCGCCAAGAUUGUUGAGCAGGCCAAGGAACGAUCAAGGAAACUUACCGGAGAGAAGAACGAGGCCAUCCAGCGUGCCAACCAACUACAAGAGAGCUUGGACAAAGCUACAAGUGAGCUCGAAGGUACCAAGAAGGAAGCGGAGGAAUCGAGAAACCAGAAGUCUGAGCUUGAACAACAAAUACAAAACUUCCAGAAGGAGGUCGAGCAGUUACGACAACAGGCUCAGACUGCAAACUCUACUCCUACUCCCGCCCAAGCUGCCCAACCUACCCAACCUGCUGAAGUUUCCGUAUCUUCCGACAUUGUUGCUCAGCUUGAGCAGCAGCUCGCCGAUGCUCGUAAGGAGCUCGAGGCCAUCAAUGGGCAGAAGCAAGGUGCAGAACAACAGCUCGAAUCUCUACGCAAUGAGUUGCAGACUGCUAUUUCUGAGCGUGAUGAGGCAACAAAGAAGCUCCAAGAGGCCACUGCCAAUGCUUCUGCUCAAACUACCGAGCAAACCCCUGCGGAGCCCGUAGCUUCCGAUUCCACAGAGCAGCCUGCUUCAAGUAUCUCCGACGAAGAGAAGAAGGCUUUGGAAGAGAGAGUUGCAGCUGCCGAGGCUAAGGCUGCAGAAUUUGAACAGAAGGCCAAUGAGGUUGAGACAAGGAUUCAGACCACUAUCAAAGAACGUUCAGACAGGAUGCGGGAUACUCUGAACGCCAAGCUGAGGGAGAGUCGAAGCAAGAUGGAAGAGGAAUACAAGAAGAAGGAUGAGGAUCUCAAGCUUAAGUUCGAGCAAGAAAAGCAGAUCUGGCUCGCCGAAAACCCCACAGCCAGAAACGCUGAGGUCACAAAGACUGAGCCAGCAGAUCAACCCCCUGCAACACCGGCCAAAACAGAAGCCCCUGCUGUGCCUGCAACGCCUUCAUCCAUUGGACAAACCGAUCUGUCUCAGCUCGAUGAUACUGGCAUUCGACAAUUCUUGGCGACUAACCCUACAGUUAAGAACAUUGUUGCUGCCAACAUCAAGAAGAAGCUUGAGAUAGAAAGCUCCAAACUCAAAGUGGAGCUGGAAUCAGCACUCAAAACCGAGUAUGAACCCAAGAUUGCCGCAGCUAGGGAUCAAGCCCAGCUCAUGGAGUCCAAGAAAUCAACUCUACGCAUCAAUAUGGCUGAGAACAAGCUGAGAGCAGCCAAUGCCAAGAUUGGUGUAGUCGAGAAGGCUGUUUCCGAAACUCCUCAGAAGCCUGUGGUUGAGGUUUGGGAAGUGGCCAAGGUUGCUGUGGCUCCUCCGGCAACUCCGGCUGUAGCAAAGCCUACUCCGGCCAGACAGGGUUCGGUUGCAGGCGUGCCUCCAUCACCAUCCCCUGCAACACCUGCAGCUGGUGCUAAGGCUGCUCAGGGGACACCAGCCGCAACUCCGGCGGGACAAAAACAAACAGGCUCAGACUCCAAGCCAGCGCAGGUGGCAGCGGCAGCCACAGCUACCACUGGAAUUCCCGGUCCCAAGACGAGUAAUCCGUUCGCUGUUCCAGCUGACGCUGCAACAGCGGCUGCACCAAACCCAUUUGCUACUAAGAAUGAAAAUGGUGUAACACCCGCUGCUAAGCCCGGCCAGCAACAGACGCAGGCACCACAGCAGCAGGGACAGCAGCAGGGACAGCAGCAGGGCCAACAACAAGGCCAACAACCGGUCCGAUCUGGCAUCCCUAUGCCUCGUGGUGGCGGACGCGGAAGGGGUGGAGCUUAUGUGCCUCCUGGCCAACGUGCAGCCAGUGGACCUCAAGAGGGUGGACAUGGCAACGCUGGCCGUGGAGGGCGAGGAGGCCGCGGUGGUGGACGCGGCGGUAUGAACCCUGGUGCCAACGAUUUCCAGCCUGGCAACAAGCGGCCUCGAGGAGAUUCGGAAGUUGGUGGAGGAGCCAAGCGAGCACGCGGAGCGCAUUAG